AUGGGUGACGAAAGAGUAAAAAUGCGAAAACAACUGGGGUUGUUGGAAGGGGUUGCGAUUAUUCUUGGCAUAAUUUUUGGCAGUGGUAUCUUUAUAUCACCUAAAGAAGUGCUGGAGAAAACAGGAUCAGUAUGGGGUGCGUUAUCAGUGUGGGCUGCGUGUGGAGUACUGGCCACUCUUGGCGCCAUGUCUUAUGCAGAGUUAGGUACAACGCUUGCUCAGAGUGGAGGUGAUUACCAUUACAUCAAUGAAGCAUUUGGACCAUUACCGGCUUUUCUUUACCUUUGGGAUGCCAACUUAGUGUUUGUACCGAGCACUAAUGCAAUCAUGUCGUUAACAUUCGCUAAUAAUCUUUUAGAACCGAUCUUUCCAAAUUGUCCAAUAGACCCAUUAAGUCGAAAGCUUAUCGCUGCAACUACAAUUUGUUUCCUUACAUUCAUAAACGCUUAUGACGUGAAGUUCACGACACGCGUUCAGAACGUUUUCAUGUUUACCAAGAUCUCGGCACUAGUCAUUAUAAUUGUCGGUGGCAUUGUUUGGAUGGCAGGAGGAGGAGUUGAACACUUUGAGAAUGGUUGGGAAGGUACAAAAACAUCUGUCAGUGAUUGGUCAGUUGCAUUUUAUUCAGGAAUCUUCUCUUAUUCAGGAUGGAAUUACUUAAACUUUAUGACAGAGGAACUCCGGGAUCCAUUUGUAAAUCUUCCCCGUGCUAUCUAUAUAUCACUACCGCUAGUCACAGCUAUAUACCUCUUAGCUAAUGUAUCGUAUCUUGCUGUAUUGGGGCCUACGGGGGUACGAGCCACUGAAGCUAUUGCUGUGGAUUUUGCAGUGUCUGCUUUGGGUGUACUGAAAUGGGCAAUGCCUACAUUAGUAGCGAUUGCUAUAUUAGGUGGUCUGUCCGUGCACAUCAUGACUUCAUCCCGCAUGUGUUUUGCUGGGGCCAGGAACGGUCACAUGCCUGAACUAUUAGCUCAUAUAAAUGUAAAGUGCAUGUCGCCUUUACCUUCACUCGUGUUCCUAAUGCUGAUCUCCUUAGUAAUGUUGAUCCCGAACAACUUGACCUCCCUCAUCACGUACUGCACAGUUGUGGAGUCAUUCUUCACAUUACUAAGUUGCAGUGCAGUUCUCUGGUUAAGAUACAAGAAGCCACAUCUUGUUAGACCAAUUAAGGUUUCUCUCUGGAUGCCCAUAGUGUUUGUGACGGUGUGUGUGGUGCUACUUAUUGUGCCCAUAGUCAGUGAACCAGUAGCUGUGGUUGCCGGAGCACUUAUGACCCUCGCUGGAGUUCCUGUCUUCUACCUCUUUGUGAAGAACGAGGCUAAAGUGGUCAAAGUUGUGUCAACUAAAUGCACUCAUUUUUGUCAAAAACUAUUCCUCUCGGCGGUUGAAGAUAAAGAAGAAUAAUGGUUUAAAAGAAGUGAGUAAACAUACACUCCAAGCUCAAGUAAAACAAUUUUUUUUACCAGAUGUCACAUUCAAAUAUUAGGAAGUGAGUUGUGGCUGAAACAUCAUUAUACAUAUUUCUUGAGAAAUAAUUAAUUAGGUUUAUUUAUUUUUUAUUUGAAAUAAAUUUAA
Melitaea cinxia (Glanville fritillary) is the source of this 1575-nucleotide messenger RNA. RefSeq names its product large neutral amino acids transporter small subunit 1 (gene gb). Gene Ontology annotation, cellular component: membrane. Gene Ontology annotation, biological process: amino acid transmembrane transport. The transcript is spliced from 10 exons. Gene Ontology annotation, molecular function: L-amino acid transmembrane transporter activity. The record is from RefSeq and is a predicted model, not a curated record. Lineage: Eukaryota; Metazoa; Arthropoda; Insecta; Lepidoptera; Nymphalidae. Bases 1 to 1404 code for a protein of 467 amino acids.